Messenger RNA from Hansenula ciferrii, 2886 nucleotides. Its product is annotated as tethering complex subunit PEP5. NCBI's taxonomy places the organism in Eukaryota, Fungi, Ascomycota, Saccharomycetes, Phaffomycetales, Wickerhamomycetaceae. The coding region runs from base 1 to 2886 and encodes 961 amino acids. Gene Ontology annotation, cellular component: HOPS complex; endosome. The record is from RefSeq and is a predicted model, not a curated record. Gene Ontology annotation, biological process: endosome organization; organelle fusion; vacuole organization. Gene Ontology annotation, molecular function: protein binding; protein-macromolecule adaptor activity. The transcript has a single exon.
AUGUCUUGGAGGCAAUUCCAGUUCUUUGAAUCAAUACCCAUUAGGGAUCCAAGUUUCGGUACUGAAGAACCUUUAUAUUCCGAUCCAAGUUUAACAGCUAUUUGCCCAACUCCAGAUUAUUUAUUAAUAUCAACAAGCAACUAUGUCAUAAAAUUCAUUGAUAAGGAUCUUAAACUCAUCAAAUCAUUUAGUGCUUAUCAAGAAGGAUGGAGUAUAACUUACUUAAGAUAUGUUGAGGGUACAGAUUUUUUCGUUUCUGUUGCCGAAAGACAAGGCCAGCCAUCAAUAAUGAAACUUUGGUCAAUAAAUAAAAUCAUCACAAGACCAUCAAAUAAAAUAGAUGAUGCUUCAUAUCAUACCAUGGUUCAUGUUAAAAAUGGUAAUAAUUCAUAUCCGUUAACUUCAUUCACAUUUGCUAGUAAUUUUUCCAUAUUGGCAUUUGGUUACGCUAAUGGGAAUGUUGUUUUAGUAAGAGGUGAUUUGCUAAGAGAUAGGGGAUCAAGUCAAACAAUUGCAUACAAAUCAUCUGAUCCUAUAACUGGCUUAGAAAUCAUUCCUGGGAAUAAUUAUGAUCCUUUACUAUAUAUUACAACCACAGCUAAGAUAAUAACAGUACCCACGAUUGGAGGUAAUCAUAGUAAAGCAGAAAGAUGGUUAGAAAAAUCAAAAGGAGCAGAUUUGGGCACAGUAGAUAUUGAAAACGAUAAUUUGAUUGUUGGUAGAACUGAAGGUUUGGUAUUUUAUGAUACUAGUGGUGCUUCAUAUACUAUAUCUUUAGAUAUGCCGAAGAAAAAAAUCCAUAAGUUUGGGAAAUAUAUUCUAAUUGUGACUUCUAAUACUUCAACAAGUUCAAGUCUUAUGUUGAAUGGUUAUUCUGAGCCUACAAAGAUCAUCAUUGCUGAUAUUGAACAAAAAUUGAUUUCAUUUACUUAUACGAUUGCUUCAACAGUUAAUGAUAUAUUUGCAUUAUGGGGUGAUAUUUUCAUAUUAUCAACAGAUGGUAUCUUGUAUAAGUUCCAUGAAAAGGACUUGGAGGAGCAAUUAGGAAUAGUUGUGAAGCGUGACUUAUACCAGGUUGCUAUUGAUCUUGCAAAAGGAAGCGUUAGUGAAAGUGCAUUACUUGAUAUAAAGAGAAAAUAUGGAGAUUACUUAUAUUCCAAAAAUGAAACAACAGAAGCAAUGGAUCAAUAUAUUCAAACUUUAAGCUUGGGGAACACAAGUGAAGUUAUAAAGAAAUAUAAAGACAGUAAAGAAGUACAAAAUUUGGCUAGAUUUCUAGAAGAAAUGUUGAAUCAAAGGUUAUCAACUAAAGAACAUGUUACUUUGUUGUUAUGCACGUAUUGUAAACUCAAAGAUGUUGAAAAGUUGAAUGUUUUCAUUGACAAGUAUGACACUGAUUCAAAUGAUUUUGCAAGGGUUGAUUUUGACUUGGAUAUAGUUGUUGAACUUUGCAGGGAAACAAACUUAUUAUCACAUGCCUCGAGAUUAGCACAAAAUUCAUCAUAUUCAUCAUUAGCUGUUGAUAUUUUAUUGAGGGAUCUUCAUGAUUCACAAUCUGCUAUUCAAUAUAUCAAAACAUUACCUGUUGAGGAGACUUUAAGAAUCUUGGUUGAAUAUGCAAGAUUAUUACUUGAAUCAAUCCCAAAUGCCACCACUGCUCUUCUUAUUGAUGUUUUCACAGGAAAAUAUAAGCCCGAUACUUCUUCCAAUACCAAAGUCAUUGAUGCUGAUACAAGUGAAAGACCAGUUCUUCUUCAGAGUUAUAAAACAUUUGUUAGUUAUAUGUCUAGUGCCGCUAAUACAUUGACUGCCUCGAGCUCUGAUGAUCAUUUACCACAAAAAUUUUCAAAUGGUGAUGAACCUACUUAUCAACCACCAAAACCAAGAAUAAUUUUCCCGUCAUUUGUCAAUAGACCCAAUGAGUUUGUCAUCUUUUUGGAAGCAUGUGCUGAAAGUUUUGACAAGUUUGAAGGUGAUACUAAAGACAAGAAAGACAUUUUAAACACUUUGUACGAAUUGUACUUAACUUUAGGGAAUGGUUCAGAAGAUGAAAAUGUUGAAAAAGAAUGGGAAAACAAAGCUGUUAGUUUGGUCAAAGAAAAUGAAGGUUUAAUUGACUCUACGACUAUACUAUUGAUCUCAAAUAUAUUUGAUUUCGACGAAGGUCAAAUCGCUGCUAGAAAUGGUCCUGGAUUUGAAAUUGAUUUAUUCAGAUCUUGUGUUGCACAAGGCGAUGUCCCUGGUGCUGUUGAUGUAUUAAAUAAAUAUGGUGAAAAGGAACCUGAAUUAUACCCAUUAGCAUUGAUGUUCUAUACAUCAGAUGAAGAAAUUCUCGAGAAAGUUGGACCAGAAAAAUUUAAAGCUGUUCUAGAUAAGAUCAAGAAUGAUAGAAUAUUGACACCUUUGGAAAUAAUACAAGCAUUAAGUGUUAAUAAAGUUGCAACUAUUGAACUUGUUAAAGAUUACAUCUUAGAAUUCGUUGAAACAGAAAAGAGAGAAAUUGAAAUAAAUGAAAAAUUGAUUAAAUCAUAUAAAGAAGAAGCAGAAAAGAAGAGAAAUGAUAUUCAUGUAUUAGAAUCCACACCAACAACUAUUCAACCGUCCAACUGUGAUUCAUGUUCAAAUAAAUUAGAUUCUGAAACUGUUUAUUUCCUUUGUCAUCACUCUUACCAUAAGCACUGUUUGGCUGAAGUUGAUAAAUGUCCUAAAUGUACGCCAGCAAGAGAAACUGUGUCAAAUAUUAGAGAAGGUCAAAGAGUUAUUGGUGAAAGAAACGAUUUGUUCAACGCUACAUUACAAGAUAGUGACAACAGAUUCAAGGUCGUUACUGACUUUUUUGGUAAAGGUGCGAUGGAUCACGUUAACUAUUUCAUCUCAAACGAUUAA